AUGCCGCCAACCUACAGCGCAAUGACCGCCCACCUCCUCGACGCCCUCAAGGCGUGCGACCCCCUCCUCACUCUCUGGUCAGCUCUCGACAAGCUCCAAACCAAGCUCACCGCCGACCUGGCGAACCUUGAGGACGAAACUAGGCGCGGAUCACUGUGUGCGAUGCUCGCGGGAGUGACAAAGGCGAAAGAAGCGCAGUGGUUGAUAAUUGAAACGGCAUGGGACAAAGUGAUGAAGGCGAGGGCGGCAUUGGCAGAUGUUGAGAGCGGAUGGGGGAAGCGGAGGGCUAGGCGUCAGCGGAGAGGUGUCGAAGGGGGGGUGGAAGGAGGGGGUGUGGAGGAGAGGUAUCGCAAUGCGAAGGGGUGUUGA
This is a messenger RNA of Morchella sextelata, 369 nucleotides long. RefSeq lists its product as uncharacterized. The record is from RefSeq and is a predicted model, not a curated record. Lineage: Eukaryota; Fungi; Ascomycota; Pezizomycetes; Pezizales; Morchellaceae. The transcript has a single exon. Bases 1 to 369 code for a protein of 122 amino acids.